This is a messenger RNA of Marmota monax (woodchuck), 693 nucleotides long. RefSeq names its product putative gustatory receptor clone PTE01. Lineage: Eukaryota; Metazoa; Chordata; Mammalia; Rodentia; Sciuridae. The record is from RefSeq and is a predicted model, not a curated record. Gene Ontology annotation, biological process: G protein-coupled receptor signaling pathway. The transcript has a single exon. Gene Ontology annotation, cellular component: membrane. The annotation marks the transcript as partial. Gene Ontology annotation, molecular function: G protein-coupled receptor activity; olfactory receptor activity.
AUGUACUUCUUCCUCUUCAACCUGUCCCUCACUGACAUUGGUUUCAUCUCCAUCACGGUCCCAAACAUGAUUGUGAACAUCCAAACUCACAGCAGAGUCAUCUCCUAUGGGGGCUGCCUGACACAGAUGUCUCUUUUUCUCCUUCUUGGUAAUAUGGAUUAUAUGCUUCUGACUGUAAUGGCCUAUGACCGGUUUGUGGCCAUCUGCCACCCACUGCAUUAUCAGGUCAUUAUGAGCCCUCGCCUCUGUGGCUUCUUAGUUUUGGGGUCCUUUUUUCUGUGUCUCUUGGAUUCUCAUCUGCACAAUUUGAUGAUCUUACAAAUUACCAGUUUCAAGCAUGUGGAAAUUUCCAGUUUCUUCUGUGACCCUUCUCAACUCCUGAAUCUUUCUUGUUCUGACACCUUCUCUAAUAACAUUGCCAAGUAUUUUCUUGCAGCCAUCUAUGGCCUGUUCCCUCUUUCAGGGAUAUUUUUCUCUUACUAUAAAAUUAUUUCCUCCAUUCUGAGGAUCCCUUCUUCAGAUGGGAAGUGCAAAGCCUUCUCCACCUGUGGCUCUCACCUGGAAGUUGUUGGCUUAUUUUUAGGAACAGCCUCUGCAGUGUACCUUGGAUCAGCUGCAUCACAUAUUCCCCAAAAAGAUGUGAUGGCCUCAGUGAUGUUCACUGUGGUCACCCCCAUGCUGAACCCUUUCAUC